AUGGGCAAAGGAGAAGAUGAGGGGGAAGAAAAGCAGGAGGAUGAUUUGGAUGAUGGUGAUGAGAAAAUUGCUGUAGAUGAUGAUGAAGAUGGUGUUGAUGAGAAGGAGGAAGGGGAUAUGGAUGGGGAUAUUGUUGUUGUUGUUGUUGUUGUUGAUGCUGAUGCUGAUGAUGUGGUGGUGAUAGAGGAGGUG
Molecule: messenger RNA, 192 nt
Organism: Protopolystoma xenopodis
Lineage: Eukaryota; Metazoa; Platyhelminthes; Monogenea; Polystomatidea; Polystomatidae
Source: the annotation of a GenBank genome assembly